Messenger RNA from Neomonachus schauinslandi (Hawaiian monk seal), 2917 nucleotides. It is a transcript of the gene TUBGCP4, whose product is annotated as tubulin gamma complex associated protein 4. The transcript has 18 exons. Gene Ontology annotation, cellular component: centrosome; gamma-tubulin complex; equatorial microtubule organizing center. Gene Ontology annotation, biological process: mitotic cell cycle; microtubule nucleation; spindle assembly. The coding region runs from base 183 to 2183 and encodes 666 amino acids. Lineage: Eukaryota; Metazoa; Chordata; Mammalia; Carnivora; Phocidae. The record is from RefSeq and is a predicted model, not a curated record. Gene Ontology annotation, molecular function: gamma-tubulin binding; microtubule minus-end binding.
UCCUGUAAUAUUUCCCCUCAGCUCUUCCAACAGCAUUUGUCUUGCCACUUGGGAUUCAGGACGAACCGCCUGUCCCAGGGGCCUGUGCGCUUGUCGAGGAGGGAGCAUUCGCCUCCGCGGUCCCCUGGAGGGGCGUUGGAGGAGGGGGCGACGGAUAUAGGGACUCGCGGUCCGCUGUGGGAAUGAUCCACGAACUGCUCUUGGCUCUGAGCGGGUACCCAGGGUCCAUUUUCACAUGGAACAAGCGGAGUGGCCUCCAGGUGUCACAGGACUUCCCAUUUCUCCAUCCCAGUGAAACCAGUGUCCUGAAUCGACUCUGCCGGCUGGGCACAGACUAUAUUCGCUUCACCGAGUUCAUUGAACAGUACACGGGCCAUGUGCAGCAACAGGAUCACCAUCCAUCUCAGCAGGGCCAAGGUGGGUUACAUGGAAUCUACUUAAGGGCCUUCUGCACGGGGCUGGAUUCGGUUUUGCAACCUUAUCGCCAAGCACUGCUUGAUUUGGAACAAGAGUUCCUGGCUGACCCCCAUCUUUCCAUAUCACAUGUCAAUUACUCCUUGGAUCAGUUCCAGCUCCUUUUUCCCUCUGUAAUGGUUGUGGUAGAACAAAUUAAAAGUCAAAAGAUUCAUGGUUGUCAAAUCCUGGAAACGGUAUACAAACACAGCUGUGGAGGUUUGCCUCCUGUUCGCAGUGCACUAGAAAAGAUCCUGGCCGUGUGUCAUGGGGUCAUGUAUAAGCAGCUCUCAGCCUGGAUGCUACAUGGACUCCUCCUGGACCAGCACGAAGAGUUCUUUAUCAAACAGGGUCCCUCUUCCGGUAAUGUCAGUGCCCAGCCAGAAGAGGAUGAGGAGGAUCUGGGCAUCGGGGGACUGACAGGAAAACAGUUGAGAGAACUCCAGGACUUGCGCCUGAUAGAGGAAGAGAACAUGCUGGCACCGUCUCUAAAGCAGUUUUCCUUACGAGUGGAAAUUUUGCCAUCCUACAUUCCAGUGAGGGUUGCUGAAAAAAUUCUGUUUGUCGGAGAAUCUGUCCAGAUGUUUGAGAAUCAAAAUGUAAACCUGACUAGGAAAGGAUCCAUUUUAAAGAACCAGGAGGACACUUUUGCCGCAGAGCUACAUCGGCUCAAACAGCAGCCGCUCUUCAGCCUCGUGGAUUUCGAGCAGGUGGUGGAUCGUAUUCGCAGUACCGUGGCCGAGCAUCUCUGGAAGCUGAUGGUGGAAGAAUCAGAUUUACUGGGUCAGCUGAAGAUCAUUAAAGACUUUUACCUUCUGGGACGUGGAGAACUGUUUCAGGCCUUCAUUGACACAGCUCAACACAUGUUAAAAACACCACCCACUGCAGUAACUGAACAUGAUGUGAAUGUGGCCUUCCAGCAGUCCGCACACAAGGUCCUGCUGGACGAUGACAACCUUCUCCCUCUGUUGCACUUGACGAUUGAGUAUCACGGAAAGGAGCAUAAAGAUGCUGCUCAGGGAAGAGAAGGGCCUUCUCGGGAAACUUCUCCCCGGGAAGCCCCUGCAUCUGGUUGGGCAGCCCUAGGUCUCUCCUACAAAGUGCAGUGGCCACUGCACAUUCUCUUCACCCCUGCUGUUCUGGAAAAGUACAAUGUUGUUUUCAAGUACUUACUGAGCGUGCGCCGGGUGCAGGCCGAGCUGCAGCACUGCUGGGCCCUCCAGAUGCAGCGCAAGCACCUCAAGUCCAACCAGACCGACGCAGUCAAGUGGCGCCUAAGAAAUCACAUGGCAUUCUUGGUGGAUAAUCUUCAGUACUAUCUCCAGGUAGAUGUGCUGGAGUCUCAGUUCUCACAGCUGCUGCAUCAGAUCAAUUCUACCCGCGACUUUGAAAGCAUCCGAUUGGCUCACGACCACUUCCUUAGCAAUUUGCUGGCUCAGUCCUUUAUCUUGUUGAAACCUGUGUUUCACUGCCUGAACGAAAUUCUAGAUCUCUGUCACAGCUUUUGCUCGCUGGUCAGUCAGAACCUGGGCCCACUGGAUGAACGUGGGGCUGCCCAGCUGAGCAUCCUGGUGAAGGGCUUUAGCCGCCAGUCUUCACUGCUAUUCAAGAUUCUCUCCAGUGUUCGGAACCAUCAGAUCAACUCAGAUUUGGCUCAACUACUCUUACGACUAGAUUAUAACAAAUAUUACACCCAGGCUGGCGGAACUCUGGGCAGUUUCGGGAUGUGAAAAUACCUGGUUCACAAAUCAAUAGUCUCUCACCAUGUUCCCAAAUCUGACAGAAGAUUCAAAACAGCCCACUCUCCAGCCACUCAACAAACGCCUGCAGCCUACUGAGGGCCCUACCUUUUCCUCCUAGAAGCUACUACUACUGAACAUUCGUGGGUACAAAUCCUUCCCCAUGUGGAACGGUCUGCCCCACCAUAGGGGAGCUCUUGCCUCACCCACCACGGAGGGCACGUGGUGACCCUGCAAGACCCACUACACGGAGGACAUCUAUUGGACACAACCAUUUGCUGAGCACCUACGAGGUGCCUAGGUACUGUUCAAGCUGCGAGAGACGGCAGUAAGUAGUAACUUCCAAUUAUUUCAGACUGGAAAAUAGGGCAAUUCUAGCUACGGACAAUGUAUUUAAAGUGUUACUACUACUUUAACAACAAAGAAAAGGGGUCCUUAAGAAAAAGCUGAGGUCAAAUUCUUAGAUUUCAAAUAUUGAAAACUACGAGUCUAAUUAUCCCCUUUUGGAAGAACCACAGGAAUUAAGGUUCCCUUGAUCUGGCCCAACCAUUACUGUAAUUAUUAAUGUUCAUCUUGGUGUGAACCAAAAUAAAUGUUUAUUGAACAACUCCCUCUAUACGAAAAAAGAAUGCAGCAUUCCGGCUUCAGUCUGUAGCCAGUGACUCUGGUCCUUAUCUCUGUGACAGAAUAUCCUCUACCAUACACUGCAUCCUGUUUCCUACAAU